Messenger RNA from Didymella exigua CBS 183.55, 324 nucleotides. RefSeq lists its product as uncharacterized. The record is from RefSeq and is a predicted model, not a curated record. Gene Ontology annotation, cellular component: NatC complex. The transcript is spliced from 2 exons. Bases 1 to 324 code for a protein of 107 amino acids. Lineage: Eukaryota; Fungi; Ascomycota; Dothideomycetes; Pleosporales; Didymellaceae.
AUGGACAACGAACAAGCCACAUUUUGGCUCUCGCAGUUCAUUGGCAAGAAUCUGCGGAUUCAUGCCUCUGACGGGCGCGUCUUUGGCGGGCAGAUGAAGUGCACUGACAAGGACCGCAACAUCAUCUUGUCUCUUGCGUAUGAGUAUCGUGCGCCUUCUGCUGAAGCCAUUCGCAAGGCAGUUGAAGAGUCAGGGAACCCGUCUGCAAAGGUGACUUGGAGCAGUCGCUACGUGGGGUUGAUCGUUGUGCCAGGCCAGCAUGUCAAGAAGAUUGAGUUCGAAGAGAGCACAUUGCCAGGUCAAAAGAGCGGGGUCAUUCUUUGA